This is a messenger RNA of Castor canadensis (American beaver), 2279 nucleotides long. Lineage: Eukaryota; Metazoa; Chordata; Mammalia; Rodentia; Castoridae. The record is from RefSeq and is a predicted model, not a curated record.
UCCAGGCUGCGCGCGGCUUUCCCGGACGACGACAUGGCGCGGGAGCUGCGGGUGCUGCUGCAGUGGGGCCGCUGCCUGCGGCCCUCGCUGCGGGCUCCGGCGCUGGCGGCCGCCCCCGGAGGAAACCCAGUUGUGUGUCCUCAGAGGAUCCCAGUGCAGUUCAGGGGCCCCAGGCGAAACCUGGCUUCAAGCAUCUACGUGGGACGGCCGUAUAGCACUCAGGCUGCCGAGGACAAGAAGGAGGAGGCCCUGCAUUCCAUCAUCAGCAGCACAGAGACAGUGCAGGGUUCAGCCUCCAAACACGAGUUCCAGGCAGAGACAAAGAAGCUUUUGGAUAUUGUGGCCCGUUCCUUGUACUCAGAAAAAGAGGUGUUUAUACGGGAGCUCAUCUCCAAUGCCAGUGAUGCCCUGGAAAAACUGCGUCACAAAUUGGUGUCUGAUGGCCAGGCACUGCCGGAAAUGGAGAUUCACCUGCAGACUGACUCUGAGAAAGGCACCAUCACCAUCCAGGACACUGGCAUCGGGAUGACAGAGGAGGAGCUGGUAUCCAACCUGGGCACAAUUGCCAGAUCAGGGUCAAAGGCCUUUCUAGAAGCACUGCAGAGUCAGGCAGAGGCCAGCAGCAAGAUCAUCGGCCAGUUUGGAGUCGGUUUCUACUCGGCCUUCAUGGUAGCUGACAGAGUUGAGGUUUAUUCCCGCUCGGCGGCCCCAGGGAGCCCAGGUUACCGGUGGCUUUCAGAUGGUUCUGGAGUGUUUGAAAUCUCCGAAGCUUCGGGAGUUAGAACUGGGACCAAGAUAAUCAUCCACCUCAAAUCAGACUGCAGAGAGUUUGCCAGCGAGGCCCGCGUGCGAGAUGUGGUAACAAAGUACAGUAACUUUGUGAGCUUCCCCCUGUACCUUAAUGGAAGACGGAUUAACACCUUGCAGGCCAUCUGGAUGAUGGAUUUGAAGGAUGUCACUGAGCUCCAGCAUGAGGAGUUCUACCGCUACAUCUCCCAGGCUCAUGACAAGCCUCGCUACACCCUGCACUACAAGACAGAUGCACCACUCAACAUCCGGAGCAUCUUCUACGUGCCAGAGACGAAACCAUCCAUGUUUGAUGUGAGCAGGGAGCUGGGCUCCAGCAUUGCACUCUACAGCCGCAAGGUCCUCAUCCAGACCAAGGCCACAGAAAUCCUGCCCAAGUGGCUGCGUUUCAUUCGAGGUGUGGUGGACAGUGAGGAUCCCCUGAACCUCAGCCGAGAGCUCCUGCAGGAGAGUGCACUCAUCCGGAAACUCCGGGAUGUCCUACAGCAGAGGCUAAUAAAGUUCUUCAUUGACCAGAGCAAAAAAGAUGCUGAGAAAUACACAAAGUUUUUUGAAGAUUAUGGCUUGUUCAUGAGGGAGGGCAUUGUGACGACUGCAGAGCAAGAGGUUAAGGAGGACAUUGCAAAGCUGUUGCGCUACGAGUCCUCAGCACUGCCUGCCGGGCAGCUGACCAGUCUGUCGGAGUAUGCCAGCCGCAUGCAGGCCGGCACCCGUAACAUCUACUACCUCUGUGCACCCAGCCGGCACCUGGCUGAGCACUCGCCAUACUAUGAGGCCAUGAAGCAGAAGCACACCGAGGUCCUCUUCUGCUAUGAGCAGUUCGAUGAGCUCACCCUGUUGCACCUACGCGAGUUUGACAAGAAGAAGCUAAUCUCAGUGGAGACAGACAUUGUCGUUGAUCACUAUAAGGAGGAGAAGUUCGAGGACACGUCCCCAGCUGGUGAGCGCCUGUCCGAGAAGGAGACAGAGGAGCUGAUGGCCUGGAUGAGGAACGCACUGGGGUCUCGAGUUGCCAAUGUGAAGGUGAGGUAACUCUCCGCCUUGGACACCCAUCCUGCCAUGGUGACCGUGCUAGAGAUGGGCGCCGCCCGGCACUUCCUGCGCAUGCAGCAGCUGGCCAAGACCCAGGAGGAACGCGCCCAGCUGCUCCAGCCCACUCUGGAGGUCAACCCCAGGCACAUGCUGAUUAGGAAGCUCAGUCAGCUGAGAGAGCGUGAGCCGGAGCUGGCCCAGCUGCUUGUUGAUCAGAUCUAUGAGAAUGCCAUGAUAGCUGCUGGGCUCGUUGAUGACCCCAGACCCAUGGUCAGCCGCCUGAAUGACCUUCUUGUCAAGGCCCUGGAGCAACACUGAUGGGCUAGGCCUGGUGUAUGUACACCUGGGGUCUUCUCAGGGACAAAUUGAGACCUGUGCCUAGGAAGUAUCUUCUAGGCAGGGAGAGGAAGGACUAGAUACUACAGAGGAGACUACCAUCU